UUAUGCAAGGUUUACAUGUUAUUGUUCACUGUUUUGUUACAGUUUAUCUAUGGAUUCAUCUCGCCCAAGUACAAGCUCUCGCCUAAACCUGAAGAAGAGAUUCCGCGAAUCUUGAAGUCAAUUGGCUAUCCAUUUCUGAUAUCUCGGACAUCUAUGUUUGCUAUUGGUAGUCUCCAUACAUGGCCUCACAUCUUGGUAGCCUUGACCUUUCUCAUUGAACUUAUUAAUUAUGGUAUGGCUAUAGGGGAGCAUAUGGAGAAUAUGAUGUUUCCACCAGAUGAUGAUGGUUUUGAUAGUGACACUAUGUCUGAGGCUCAAUAUUUUACCAGACACAAGUUUUUAGGGGCAGGUGGCAUUGAUGGUUUAAUAGAAGAAAACAAUGCACUAGAACAACAGUUAGAACUCCUCGAGAAAGAUCCUGACCAUUUAAAGGCAGCCAAUCAGAGAUUACAAUUGUUACAACAUGAUGAUGAAAGACUUGUCAGUUACCUCAAUGAGUUAGAGACACAUAAAAGACAACAGGAACAACAACUGACCGAGGUCGAGGAACUUUGUGCUAACCUGGCAAUAGAACUGGAAUCAGAGAAUGCCAAGGUAUUGAAAAUGCAGUUAAUGUACGAGAACCAGGAGUUUACUCAGGAAGAUGUGGAACGUAUUAACAUGAGAACACGAGAACUAGAGCGACAGAAAGCUGACAUUGAGAAAAAUAUACAGGCUGUAGAUGAAGAUAUCUGGAAAGAGGAGAUAGGACUCUCAAAAGAAGUUGAACAGAUCCAGUCAAAGUGUCAAGCAUAUAAUAAAUUGGCUCACAGUUUGAAGCUAAUACCUAUUACAGCUGAAAACUCAUCUGGUAUUGACUAUGAACUGAAGAAAACUGCCUACACUGAUGGUACUUUGUCCAACUUCCAAGAUAUUAUAAAGCCUGCAUUGAUAACCCUGAAACAACAGUGUGCGGACACUGCCAAUCGUCAAAACUCAGAAAAGAUCAAAGUGAAGGAGCAGUUAGAACAGGCAUCCGAGUAUGUGAGUGAUCUACAGAAUGAGGUUGGUUUAUUGGAGAGUAAAUAUAAGAGAGCAGAGGAUGAGGUGGAGGCUAAAAAACAGAUGUAUUUGAAGGAGAUACAGAGAAUGCAGGAGUGUGUAGAAGAGCUUCAGAAUGAAAUGGUACAUUUAGAAAGUGUCAUGUUCCUAUCCCAACAAGAUGCUUCAACCGAGAAGAAAAAACUAGACUCUUGGUCAUUACAAGAAAGAGAGAAGGCAAGGAGAAAAUUGGAACAGCAUAAAAAUUUCUUGCAGGAAGCUCUUCAAACCUUUAUGGAACAUAUGGAGAACAUGCAGGCAAAGUUAGCAGAAGCCCACGAAGAUUCUGAAGCCUUGAAAGAGAAAGUUAGACAGGAGGCUUCUGCAAAGGGCAUCGAGUGACUGAAGACAGGGUGACAUGUGGAUCUGUUUGUGUCUACAUAUCCAAAGUGACUCGCCAUGAACUGUGUAGUAGAUCAACUCUAGUGCUUGUUUAACUUGUAUUAUUUGAUGAAUCAAAUAAACAAGACUUUGGUCAGCUUGGAUGUAAUUCAGUAGUCUUGUUAUGUUAAUUCACAAAGACAUAGCUGCAGGCAUUAGUGUUCCAUUAAGAUGUUGCUAUUACAUUUAGUUGUUGCAAACAGUUUAACAAGUGUAGUUAUGGCGGACUGUUUAGCAAGCUGUUAGAAGACAAAUGCAGUUAUAAUCAUUAUUUUGUCUUUCCUCUGUAGCUUUAUAUUUAAGAGAGAUUUUUUAAAGUACAUUUUGAAGUAUUUAUUGUUAAAUUUGUUACCUCAUCAUAACUGUUAAUUGACAGAUGCUAUCAGUUACAGGUUACCCAUACACUCUAGGUACUGUUGUCAAAAAUAUAACCAGUGUGGGUUUUACGAACU
Ruditapes philippinarum (Manila clam) is the source of this 1913-nucleotide messenger RNA. RefSeq names its product kinetochore protein NDC80 homolog. The record is from RefSeq and is a predicted model, not a curated record. Gene Ontology annotation, biological process: attachment of mitotic spindle microtubules to kinetochore. NCBI's taxonomy places the organism in Eukaryota, Metazoa, Mollusca, Bivalvia, Venerida, Veneridae. The transcript has 12 exons. Gene Ontology annotation, cellular component: Ndc80 complex. The coding region runs from base 16 to 1422 and encodes 468 amino acids.